Molecule: messenger RNA, 582 nt
Organism: Penicillium crustosum
Lineage: Eukaryota; Fungi; Ascomycota; Eurotiomycetes; Eurotiales; Aspergillaceae
Product: SDR family NAD(P)-dependent oxidoreductase
Exons: 3
Coding region: 1-582 (193 amino acids)
Molecular function (GO): oxidoreductase activity, acting on the CH-OH group of donors, NAD or NADP as acceptor
Source: RefSeq, a predicted model, not a curated record
AUGGAUGUUACCUCAAAGGAUGGCAUGGAGCUUGCCUUUGAUAAAGUGAUUGAGGACCUCGGCAAGGUCGAUAACUGUAUUACCUGCGCUGGGAUUGCACUUGACAAACCUUUUCUCGAACACACAUGGGAAGAGUCUCGUCGCAUUCUCGAUAUCAAUGUCCUUGGGUCCUUUUUCUCAGCACAGCUGGCCGCCAAGCAAAUGGUCAAGCAAGGCAACGGUGGAUCUAUCGUCAUGAUUGCUUCCAUUGCUGCCCAUUGUGCCAUACCAGCUCAGCGAGUUUCAAUCUACGGUGCCUCAAAGGGCGCCAUCAAGCUUUUGGGGAAGACACUUGCGGUUGAGAUGGCCCCGUUCAACAUUCGCGUGAAUACUAUCUCGCCUGGGUUCAUCGCAACGAAAAUGUCGGCGCAAUUCACGGAUCUUCAAGACGUAUUCAGAACAGCACCCCCAAUGGGACGUAUUGGACAGCCCGAAGAUCUCGCAUUUGCCGUAGGUUAUCUGCUGGGGGAUGGGGCUUCAUAUACAACAGGUACAGAUAUUGCUGUGACUGGAGGACUGCACAAUGGUCGGAUUGAGAUUUAA